Helianthus annuus (common sunflower) is the source of this 1674-nucleotide messenger RNA. RefSeq names its product G2/mitotic-specific cyclin-2. NCBI's taxonomy places the organism in Eukaryota, Viridiplantae, Streptophyta, Magnoliopsida, Asterales, Asteraceae. The record is from RefSeq and is a predicted model, not a curated record. The transcript is spliced from 12 exons. The coding region runs from base 193 to 1410 and encodes 405 amino acids. Gene Ontology annotation, biological process: mitotic cell cycle phase transition; regulation of cyclin-dependent protein serine/threonine kinase activity. Gene Ontology annotation, molecular function: cyclin-dependent protein serine/threonine kinase regulator activity. Gene Ontology annotation, cellular component: nucleus; cyclin-dependent protein kinase holoenzyme complex; centrosome.
CGUUUACGAUUCUAUUUCAAAACAAUAAUAUGGGUCAGUCAAAAAUCAAUUGAUUUUCAAGAUUUCGUCCAUCAAAAAUCAAUUGAUAUUUGAAGAUUAUUUAAUCGAUUGAACACCCAUCAAGAUUUUCUGUUAAUCCCUCUCUCUUUUGUUUACUUUUCAAAGAAUUUGAACUUGUUUACUGAUUGUGCAAUGGCUGGAUUUAAAGAGAAUUAUCCAGAUCUAAUGCCUCUUACAAGAACACAAGGUGUUCCAGUUGGGCAAAACAGGAGGGCGUUGGGUGAUCUCAACCCGAACAUUGUUACUGCUGCAACAGCAUACCCUUAUGCUAACGGUUUGCCGGGGAAAAGAACAAACCCUUCUAAGAAACCACUGGCUCCGGUUACUACGAGUGAACAAAUCGCCAUCAAACCUGAGGGAAAGAAGCCAAAAUCCGAAACAAUCCCUGAUAGAAUCGACACCGAAGAGUUCUCUACGAUUGAUCUUGAAGAUGAUUUUAGUGCACCAAUGUUUGUGCAACACACAGAAGCAAUGCUUGAGGAAAUUGAUAAGAUGGAUGAAGACAUAUACGAGGAACCAGUUUUGGACAUUGACGAGGCAGACAAAGGUGAUCCACUUGCUGUGGUUGAGUAUAUAGAUGAUAUUUACUCGCAUUACCGAAAACAAGAGAUAUCAAGCUGUGUUUCACCUAACUACAUGUCACAACAACAUGACAUAACCGAUAAGAUGAGAGCCAUUCUCGUGGACUGGCUAAUCGAGGUUCAUUAUAAAUUUCAACUUAUGGAAGAGACGUUAUAUCUAACGGUCAAUCUCAUCGACCGAUUCUUGGAGCGCCAAACUGUGUCAAGGAAGAAACUUCAACUUGUUGGAAUGACGGCGAUGCUUCUAGCGUGCAAAUACGAAGAAGUUUCUGUGCCCGUAGUUGAUGACUUUAUAGUGAUUUCUGAUAAAGCGUACACAAGAACUGAAGUUCUUGACAUGGAAAACGAAAUGGUGAAUACCCUUCAAUUCAAUCUCUCGGUUCCAACUCCAUAUGUGUUCGUCAAAAGGUUUCUGAAAGCCGCUAAAUCUUACAAAGAGUUGGAGUUACUAUCCUUCUACUUGAUUGAUAUGUGCUUGGCGGAAUAUGCAAUGCUGAAGUUCCCACCUUCGUUAUUAGCGGCAGCUGCUGUAUUCACUGCGGAAUGUACCCUCAACAGAUCAAAAAAAUGGACCAAAACAUGUGAAGUUUAUUCAAACUAUUCUGAGAAUCAUCUUUUGGAAUGUUCAAAGAUGAUGGUUAGUUUACACCAGAAGUCAGGCACAGGGAAACUUGUUGCCGUGUUCAACAAGUAUGGAACGUCUAAAUACGGACAUGCUGCACGCAUCCAACCAGCUAUCUUCAUGUUGUAUCCGAGGUUCUGGGACUGACUGAUUGACAUUUAUGCUAAAAAGACAAACUUUUUUAAUCAUUUGGGCAACGCAUACUUGCUGCCCGCCCGUAAGUAUUUUUGGGAUUUAUUCCGGCUGCAACUGUUUAGAUCAUCGCUUCUGUUUGAGGAUGAUCUCAAACUCUUUUAAGAUGUUUUUUUUUUCUUCUAAGUUGUUAUGGAUAAUUUGCAUCUUUUGAUAUUCUAAGAUGCUAUUAAGUUGCCUUACCCAAGUAUUAUAUAGUGGGCAUUACAGUUUCAUGUU